AUGCCUGACGACGCGAAUGAUCCCAGCUCUUCCAAUGCACGAUAUGUGGUCUACCAGGAUGUAUGCUACUCCUACGACUCUGCGACAAGCCCAGAAAUCAUCGACCUGCGCGGGCGCUUGCCACAGUAUCCCGAGUUCCUUGGGGCACGCAACAAACGGCUCAUUAUGAGCAAUGUCAUUCCUGAAGGUCUAGAUAUCUCAAGGUCCAGCCCUAUUGCUGAUCUGCCCUGA
Messenger RNA from Aspergillus nidulans FGSC A4, 231 nucleotides. RefSeq lists its product as uncharacterized. The record is from RefSeq and is a predicted model, not a curated record. Bases 1 to 231 code for a protein of 76 amino acids. The transcript is spliced from 3 exons. Lineage: Eukaryota; Fungi; Ascomycota; Eurotiomycetes; Eurotiales; Aspergillaceae.